GGCGCCGUUACCGCCCGGGAAAGGGGAGGAGGCGCCGCCAUCAUGAGCUACGGGUACGGAGAUUGGAAUUCGGGCUCGAGCAGAGGCUACGAGGGCUAUGGCUACGGCUACGGCUACGGCCAGGAGAGCUCCGGGGCCUUCGGCUUCGGCGCCGCCAAUUCCUGGGAUUUGGGCGGCUCCGAGCCCGACGCGGCCCCCGAGGGCGGCGCCGGCGCCGGGAAGCAGCGGCAGGAGCCGGGAGCCGGCGGCCGGAGCGAGCCCGAGGCGGGACCCGGGUACGGAGCUGCGCCCGACAGGUACGAUCCCUACGAAUCCUACGGCGACUCCCGCGUGAACGACCGGGAUCCGUACCGGGCUGCCUUCGACUAUCCCGGCGAUUAUCCCGGCGAUUAUCCCAACGAUUAUCCCAACGAUUAUCCCGGCGAUUAUCCUGAUUAUCCCAACGAUUAUCCUGAUUAUCCCAACGAUUAUCCCAACGAUUAUCCCAACGAUUAUCCCAACGAUUAUCCCAACGAUUAUCCCGACUAUCCCAACGAUUAUCCCGGCGAAUCCGAGCCCGACGCCGGCGACUUCUACGGCCGGCCGCCGCCGCCGCGGGAGCAGCGAUUCCCGGCCAAGUUCCGGGAAGGUUUCGGCGCGCGGGGCUGGGGCCGGGAGCGGCCGUUGCCGGCGUUGCCGGCGUUGCCGGGGCGCGGCGGCCGGGCCGGGCCGGGCCGGCGCCUCCCGUCGCUGCUGGCGCGCGGCGCCGGGCCCGAGGCGGGCGCCGGCCGCGCCUUCGGCGGCCGCGGCCUGAAGCGCCCGCGCCGGGGCGGCCGGGCCUGGGACGCCGAGCCGCGGUUCUCUCCAUUUCCCCUGAUUUUUCCCCAAUUUUCUCUCCAUUUCCCCCGUUUUUCCCGAUUUUUCCCAACUUUCCCGUUUUUCCGGCAGCCGCAGCGGAAGCGGCCGCGCCGGGAGGGGCCGGGCCGGCGGCGGCAGCCGGGGGAGGAACGGAACGAGAACGGCUCCGACAGCUCCGGCUCCGACAACGAGGAAGGCACGGAAGGAGAAUCCGGAGAAAAGGAGGAAUCCAGAGGGGAAGGGGAAGAUGAAGAGGGAAGAGAUUCCGAGAAAGGUGCCCUGGGCCAUCCCGAGGAGAAUUCCCAGAUUUCCCAGCGGCUCCCGGCCGGGAGGAAAUCCCAGGAUCGGCAGAAGAAGCGGCACCGGGACCGGAUGGUGGAGAGGAUCCAGUUCGUCUGCUCCCUGUGCAAGUUCCGGACGUUUUUCGAGGACGAGAUCCGGCAGCACCUGGAGAGCAAAUUCCACCGGGAGCAUUUCCAGUUCGUGGGCACGCGGCUGCCGGCGCAGACGGCGCGCUUCCUGCAGGAAUACGUGGCCAACAAGACGCGGAAGACGGAGGAGCGGCGCCGCGGGAUCCGGGACAUCAACGCCGUGAUCCAGCAGAUCCAGCGGGAGCAGGACCUGACCCAGGAGCUGGGCCUGGAGCAUUUCGUACGGAAGGUGGAGGCGGCUCACUGCUCCGCCUGUGACCUGCUGCUCCCGAUGCACUUCGGCGCCGUCCAGCGGCACCUGCGCUCCCCGGAGCACAACCACAACCGCCGGGCCAUGCUGGAACAUUCCAAGCGGGCGUCGCUGGCGGUGGCUCGGAGCAUCCUCAACAACAAAACCAUCGGCAGCAAACUGCAGCGCUUCCUGCGGGGGGAAAAUCCCUUCACGGAUGAUCCCGAGGAAAAGGAGGAGCACGAGGAAGGGGAAGGAGCAGGGGAGGAAAACCCGGAAAAUCCCACGGAAAAUCCCCAAAAUCCCACAGAAAACCCGGAAAAUCCUACGGAAAAUCCACAAAAUCCUGAAAAUCUCACAGAACACCUGGAAAAUCCCACAGGAAAUUCCCAAAAUCCAGCAGGAAAUCCAGAAAAUCUCACAGAAAACACGGAAAAUCCCCAAAAUUUGGAAAAUCCCACGGAAAAUCCUCCAAAUCCAGAGGAACAUCCUGAAAAUCCCACAGAAAACCCCGAAAAUCUGGAAAAUCCCACAGAAAAUCUCCAAAAUCCCACGGAAAAUCCUGAAAAUCCCACUGAAAAUCCC
Molecule: messenger RNA, 2082 nt
Organism: Lonchura striata (white-rumped munia)
Lineage: Eukaryota; Metazoa; Chordata; Aves; Passeriformes; Estrildidae
Source: RefSeq, a predicted model, not a curated record